Acytostelium subglobosum LB1 is the source of this 441-nucleotide messenger RNA. RefSeq lists its product as hypothetical. The transcript has 2 exons. The annotation marks the transcript as partial. NCBI's taxonomy places the organism in Eukaryota, Evosea, Eumycetozoa, Acytosteliales, Acytosteliaceae. The record is from RefSeq and is a predicted model, not a curated record.
CAACAACAACAACAUCAAACAACCCUACACCUUUUGGAUCACUACACUAUAAUCCAUCCAAUCCAAUCCAAUCCAUUUCAUACCAGUCCAAAGUGUUUGAUUCAGUCGACUCAAUCACUGCCUAUUUCAACUCACAACAGUCAGUCCCAACUGAAUCCAAACAACACAAUCAUUCAAUCAUUUGUAAAGAGACAGUCGCGCCCCUAUUAUAACUUAAAGGUUAUACACGAUAAACUAAUCUAUAAUCUAAAAAUAAUUAUAAUUAAGACACUCGUCUUCGACGACAUUUCAUAUUCUAUCCAAUCACCUAUAUUCAUCCCUGACAUACUUGGCAAUAUACCCUCAGAGUCAUUGACAGUUCAUUGGACCCUCCCUUCAAUUAAGUCCAGUCAGUCUACCACUUUAACUCUUUUCAAAUCCAUUGAGAUACUCUCUCUCUUU